Zychaea mexicana is the source of this 1338-nucleotide messenger RNA. RefSeq names its product ATP-dependent RNA helicase dhh1. The coding region runs from base 1 to 1338 and encodes 445 amino acids. Gene Ontology annotation, cellular component: cytoplasmic stress granule; P-body. Gene Ontology annotation, molecular function: mRNA binding; ATP binding. Lineage: Eukaryota; Fungi; Mucoromycota; Mucoromycetes; Mucorales; Lichtheimiaceae. The transcript has 4 exons. Gene Ontology annotation, biological process: P-body assembly; cytoplasmic stress granule assembly. The record is from RefSeq and is a predicted model, not a curated record.
AUGGGCAUCUUCGAAGCUGGUUUCGAACGCCCUUCACCAAUCCAAGAAGAAUCAAUUCCUAUUGCACUGACGGGUCGAGACAUUUUAGCUCGAGCCAAGAACGGCACCGGCAAAACCGCCGCAUUCGUCAUUCCCACUCUGGAGAAAGUCAACACGAAAAAGAGCAAAAUCCAAGCUCUGAUUUUGGUGCCCACUCGUGAGUUGGCUUUACAGACAUCACAAGUAUGCAAGACGCUAGGCAAACAUUUGGGCGUCCAGGUUAUGGUGACCACCGGUGGUACGACACUGAAGGAUGAUAUUAUGCGUUUGGAUGAGACAGUGCACAUUGUCGUAGGCACACCAGGUCGUAUUCUGGAUCUGGCCAGUAAAGCCGUGGCAGAUUUUUCAGAAGCCUCCACGUUUGUGAUGGAUGAGGCCGACAAGUUACUGUCGCCCGAGUUCACCCCCGUCAUCGAACAAUUGAUCCAGCAGUUUCCCAACGACCGACAGAUCAUGCUGUUUUCCGCCACUUUCCCCAUGGUCGUUAAGACCUUCCGCGAAAAGCAUCUAGUCAAGCCUUAUGAAAUUAAUCUGAUGGACGACCUCACCCUCAAGGGUGUCACGCAGUUUUAUGCCUAUGUCGAAGAAAAGCAAAAAGUCCAUUGUCUGAAUACACUCUUUUCAAAGCUCCAAAUCAAUCAAUCUAUCAUCUUCUGUAACUCGACCAACCGUGUGGAAUUGCUGGCCAAGAAAAUUACUGAGCUGGGUUAUUCGUGCUUCUACUCACACGCAAGAAUGCUUCAAAGCAACCGUAACCGUGUAUUCCAUGACUUUAGAAGCGGCGUAUGUCGAAACUUGGUUUGCUCAGAUCUUUUGACGCGUGGUAUCGAUAUCCAAGCUGUAAACGUUGUAAUCAACUUUGACUUUCCCAAGAACGCAGAAACGUAUUUGCAUCGUAUUGGCCGCUCUGGUAGAUAUGGCCACCUUGGUUUGGCUAUCAACCUUAUCACCUACGAGGACCGAUUCAACCUGUACAAGAUCGAACGUGAAUUAGGCACCGAGAUUGUUCCUAUUCCUGCAGAAAUUGAUAAGCGUCUGUAUGUGGCACCCAGUGCCCUUGAAGACGCCCAGCCGCAAAAGCCGGAUGCAGAGGCGGCAGCAGCAACCUUGGCAAGUCAGCAGCAGCACAAUAAUGGCGAUAGAAACCAUCAUCAUGCAAACGGUGGCGGCGGCGGCGGCAAUAGCAGAGGAGGGCCUCGAGGUGGAGCCAGUAACGGUAGAGGAGGCCAUCAUCAUCGUGGCGGCAACAACGGCCAUCGACAGAACGGACCGCGCAGAAAGCCUGUCCCACUCCCCUAA